Molecule: messenger RNA, 1354 nt
Organism: Otolemur garnettii (small-eared galago)
Lineage: Eukaryota; Metazoa; Chordata; Mammalia; Primates; Galagidae
Gene: ZDHHC2
Product: zinc finger DHHC-type containing 2
Exons: 13
Coding region: 14-1114 (366 amino acids)
Biological process (GO): protein targeting to membrane; peptidyl-L-cysteine S-palmitoylation
Cellular component (GO): endoplasmic reticulum; Golgi apparatus
Molecular function (GO): protein-cysteine S-palmitoyltransferase activity
Source: RefSeq, a predicted model, not a curated record
AUGCGGCUGGAAGAUGGCGCCCUCGGGCCCGGGCAGCGCCAGGCGGCGGUGCCGGCGGGUGUUGUACUGGAUCCCGGUGGUGUUCAUCAGCCUCCUGCUCGGCUGGUCCUACUACGCCUACGCCAUCCAGCUGUGCAUAGUGUCCAUGGAAAACAUUGGCGAACAAGCUGUGUGCCUGCUGGCCUAUCACCUGCUUUUUGCAAUGUUUGUCUGGUCGUACUGGAAAACUAUCUUUACGUUACCAAUGAAUCCUUCAAAAGAAUUCCAUCUCUCUUAUGCAGAGAAGGAGCUGUUGGAGAGAGAGCCAAGAGGAGAAGCCCAUCAGGAAAUUCUUAGGCGGGCAGCCAAGGACCUUCCCAUCUACACCAGGACCAUGUCUGGAGCAAUCCGAUAUUGUGACAGAUGCCAACUUAUAAAACCAGAUCGCUGCCAUCACUGUUCUGUCUGCGACAAAUGUAUUUUAAAGAUGGAUCAUCAUUGCCCAUGGGUGAACAACUGUGUUGGAUUUUCCAAUUAUAAAUUCUUUCUCCUUUUCUUGGCUUAUUCUCUGCUCUACUGCCUUUUUAUUGCGGCUACAGAUUUACAGUAUUUUAUCAAAUUUUGGACAAAUGGCCUACCUGAUACUCAAGCCAAGUUCCAUAUCAUGUUUUUAUUCUUUGCUGCAGCUAUGUUCUCUGUCAGCUUGUUUUCUCUGUUUGGCUAUCAUUGUUGGCUUGUCAGCAAAAAUAAGUCCACGUUAGAGGCAUUCAGAAGUCCAGUAUUUCGACAUGGAACAGAUAAGAAUGGAUUCAGCUUGGGUUUCAGUAAAAACAUGCGACAAGUUUUUGGUGAUGAGAAGAAGUACUGGUUGCUACCCGUUUUUUCGAGUCUAGGUGAUGGCUGCUCCUUUCCAACUUGCCUUGUUAACCAGGAUCCUGAACAACCAUCUACUCCUGCGGGACUGAAUUCAGCAGCUAAAAAUCCUGAAAACCAUCAAUUUCCUGCAAAGCCAUUGAGAGAGUCCCAGAGUCACCUUCUUACUGAUUCUCAGUCUUGGACAGAGAGCGGCACAAACCCAGGAAAAUGCAAAGCUGGUAUGAGCAAUCCUGCAUUAACCAUGGAGAAUGAGACUUAGCUCUUCAAGCAAAAUAAAUUCAUCCUUUAUAAAAGUAUCACUGCUGUUAGAUGAACGGAACUGGCUUCCCAUAGGAAGGUGCCAUUGGUCAGUUGGUCUAUAUUCCUUUGGCUGGAUAUGCAGAGUAUGAAUCAAUUAGCUCUCUCCAAGCUUUGCUUAAUAUGUAACACAUUUGGAUACUAAACACAGAUUGUAACAACUAACACAAAUCCCUAUUAAAUAUUAAAAGUAAUUCUGGUU